Punctularia strigosozonata HHB-11173 SS5 is the source of this 1162-nucleotide messenger RNA. RefSeq lists its product as uncharacterized. Bases 43 to 858 code for a protein of 271 amino acids. The transcript is spliced from 10 exons. Lineage: Eukaryota; Fungi; Basidiomycota; Agaricomycetes; Corticiales; Punctulariaceae. The record is from RefSeq and is a predicted model, not a curated record.
AGUCUCGCUACCGUCUUGUUCUUCUUGAACAGAUAUUUCUCGAUGUUCGAGAUAUUCUCGGUGGCCAUGAUAUCAUUCAACCCUGCCUGGUUUAACGCGGUCUGCACGCGCUUCGUCAAGUUUCAAGGCGCCGGCUCUUCGGUAGCUGUCGGGAUCGGCGAAGCGUUGAUGAUUCUUCGCGUCCACGCAAUCUAUCAGAAUCGGCUCGUGGCGAUCGUUCUUUCGCUCUGUCUGGCUGGUCAGAUCAUCCUGCAGAGCGUCGUGGUGUCGCAGGGAUCCGCUCUCUUCGAGCCGACAGGUGGGUGCGUUCUGGUAACGAAGACCUCAGUCUACUGGAUCGCACCGCUCGUCACGGAAUGCCUGAUCUUUAUUCUGACGAUGUGGCGACUGCGCUUCUACUUCAGCGGAGGGGCAUCUAUGCCUGCUAUGAGAUUAUUCCUCCGGGACGGAGUCGCUUACUUCCUCGUGGUUUUCACGGCGAAUCUGAUCAACGCCAUCGUUUUCCUCACGGCGCAGCCAUCACGCAAGGAGAUAUUCGCCGCCGUGAGCCAGGUAGUGACAUCCAUAACUGUUUCGAGAUUAUACUUGAAUCUGAAGGGCUUCUACUCUCCGCCCCAAGAUGUACCAGACGUCUCUCAGGCGACCGAAAGCGGCCCCAUCACCUUUGGGCGACACUCGGAGAAGCAAAACGGACAGGAUCCGCGAGAUUGGCAAACGUUCAACGACUAUUAUGAUCCGUAUGCGGCCAACGUCGGUAUCGCGUCGGAUCCUGGCGAAAUUCCACUCACAAUCAUGCGGCAUACCCGCUGUUCGCAUGAUCCCGAAUCUGACUCCCCACAUACGGGCUGCGUAGUUUGAGCCCGCCGCUAUCGCCGUCGAUCGUUUCGGUGACAGCAUCACCGUAAACUCCUGGCAGACACGAUGGGAGCGCCAUGGACCGCCAACCAGGUCUUGAACAUGAUUGUUGCUUGCACGUUGCUUGGAUGUGUUUCAAGUCUCAAAACAGCUCCACGUCACGAGUGAACAACAACGCAGUGUCUCCGAAUUCUGUUCCGCUUCCAGCGUGCCCGCGCUGAUGUUCGGGAAACCGGUGCUGGACACGAUGCCGUCCUUCGGCACCUCCACUGAGGACGUGCCCCCUUCGCCGGACGACUUCGCUGUA